UAUGCACCUCAUUGACUCCCUCAGCGACUCCUUAGCAUUCACUGCAUACAAAGAUGAGCAACUCGAAACAUAGGAAACAAAGAAAAAGAAGCGCCGGCAGCAGCAAAACCAGCAAAGUACCUCAAGCCCCUCUACUUUUCUCCAACUUCGGCAAGAAACCACUAGACUUGGUAGAAGCAGGCUACAGUAAGGAUCAUAAAUUUAGCAUCUCCACAUGUAGUACUACAGGGGCGAAACUUACUUCACGUGCUGUCAAACGCGGACAGCUCUCAACUGCAAGUGUUGCAGCACAAUACAAAUACAAGGAUGCUACCAUUAAUGUCAUAGUUGAUUCAAAAUCACCAAUUUCAACAACUCUAACAUUAAGCAGAAAGUUCCUUCCAUCCCUGAAUAUUUCUGCUUCAUUGAAAUUGCCAAAAUACGAUUAUAGCACGAUUUCAACAACUCUAACAUUAAGCAGAAAGUUCCUUCCAUCCCUGAAUACUUCUGCUUCACUGAAAUUGCCAAAAUACGAUUCCAGCAAGCUACAAGCUCAAUACUUCCACAAAUAUGCUGCUUUAGCCACGUCUUUUUCUUUGCACCACACCCCUAAAAUUCAGCUUUCUGCAUCUGUGGGUACUUCAAGCCUUGCAUUUGGUAUACAGACAAAGUAUGAGAUUGCUUCUAGGCAAUUUCGUGAGAUUGAUGCAGGCUUUAGCAUGACCAAGCCGAAUUAUGAUGCGUCAAUUACUAUGGGAAACAAGGGUGACUUCCUAAGGGCAUCAUACAUCCAUUACUUCGAUCACAAGAAAAAGGUUGCAGCUGCGGCAGUGAUCUCUCAUAGGUUUUCGAAAAAGGAGAAUGCUUUGACAGUUGGAGGAUCAUGGAUUGUGGACAAUAUAACUACAGUUAAGGCAAGGGUUGAUGAUCGUGGAAAGAUUAUGAUGCUUCUGCAAUAUGGAAUCAAAUCAAAGUCAUGCUUAACAAUUGCUAGUGAAUUUGACACCAAAUCCCUUAACAAGAUUCCUGGAAUUGGAUUAGCCUUUUCUCUUGUGCUCUGAAUGGUUCCCAAAAUUGAUACAACUAUGAUCCAUCGUUACCUUCUCAUGGUUCUCUGUAAGAAUGAACUAAAGAUAUACUGUUUUUAUCACUUAAUCACCCCAUUCAAAACAUACUUAAUUGCUGAUUAGUUCCACCGAUCAUGUAUCCACAUACAGAAUCACUUCAGCUGUCAGUCUGAACUAUGAAGUAUCUUUUUUUUGUGUC
Messenger RNA from Populus trichocarpa (black cottonwood), 1245 nucleotides. Its product is annotated as mitochondrial outer membrane protein porin 2. The record is from RefSeq and is a predicted model, not a curated record. Gene Ontology annotation, molecular function: voltage-gated monoatomic anion channel activity. The transcript has 7 exons. Lineage: Eukaryota; Viridiplantae; Streptophyta; Magnoliopsida; Malpighiales; Salicaceae. The coding region runs from base 54 to 1040 and encodes 328 amino acids. Gene Ontology annotation, cellular component: mitochondrial outer membrane. Gene Ontology annotation, biological process: monoatomic anion transmembrane transport.